AUUUUGAAAAAAAGAUAACUAUAGUUUUAGACGUGGAAAUCAAACAAAACCAUAAUUUUUUUCACAUCACUGUAAUUGUAAUUUUAAAAAAAGGUGAAAAAUUGUUCGAUUCGAAAUGAAGUUAUCGUACUUUCUAGUGAUAUUUUUCAUCAGGGCAUAUCAUACACGACAUGCUCCAACUCCAGGAAACGGCAUCAGGAUACCGCUAACAAGAAUACCUCCGACAGUGGAAACACUGAAGUCAGCGUUGUUGGAAUCGUACGAAACAAACAUUCAAUCUGGAAUUCCUCUCGAAAACUCUGAUAAUGUGCUAUAUUACGGACCAGUUUCCUUUGGUACACCGCCGGUGCAGAUGAAUAUCGAUUUUGAUACAGGAUCUUCUUAUCUAUGGGUACUUUCAAAAUUAUGCAACACUCCAAGCUGUCCAGUGGGAGACCAUGCUCGAUAUGACCACACCAAUUCAAAAACGUACCAGGAACAAAAAGCAACACCUCAAAAUCUCACAUACGUAUCCGGAUGGACAUAUGGAAUUUGGUCACGUGAUACAAUUUCAAUAGAUGAUGUAACCAUUAAAGACCAACGAUUCAUUGAAGCCACAAACAUGGCCGCCACGGACGCGAAUAAGCCAUACGACGGUCUUAUGGGAUUAAGUUACGACGCCAAAAAUACAUCAGAAAACAUAAUAUCAAAAUUUUGCAAACAAAGUGGAAUCAAAGAUAGUAAAUUUUCGUUCUAUUUGACCAACAACGCAUUAGAUACAAAUGGAGGCGAGUUGACGUUAUGUGGCGUGGAUCAGUCAAAGUUUAAAGGCGAAUUGAAGUACACUUCCGAUUUUGGAGAGUUUUACGGAAAAUCAUGGACGAUUUUCAUAACAGAAUUUUCGAUCAGAUACGCUGGAAACCGUUCUACAGAAGGAUCAUUCACCACAGCUCUAGUUGAUACGGGUACAGCAGCCAUUCUAGGGCCACCAGAUCAUAUCUCCGCCAUAUAUACAGCUGUAAAUGCUAAUAACCUGCAGGUUGAUUGCGAAAACAUCCCCAAGUUUCCGAACAUAACAUUGGUUAUUGAUAAAGUUGAUUACAUAAUUACAGGAAAGGACUACACAAUAAAAUUUCCUGACGGAGGCUGUAUCGUUGCUUUACUGCCUAAGAAACGUCAAAACGGUUCUCCUACUGACUGGAUUUUGGGAGAUGUUUUUCUCAGGAAGUACUACACUGUAUUCGACUUGGAAAAACAACAAAUUGGAUUCGCAGAAAGUAUUCAUAAUUGAAGUUUUGAAAUCAUUUUACCAUUUUCAAUCCCACGUGGUUAUUUAAGAAUAAGAUUUUUGGACUCGCAUUAUUCUAACUAGGGAUAAUGAGUCAGCUUUAUUAAGUAAAUAAAAUAAUUUUCAAUGGCAUAUCAAA
Molecule: messenger RNA, 1406 nt
Organism: Planococcus citri (citrus mealybug)
Lineage: Eukaryota; Metazoa; Arthropoda; Insecta; Hemiptera; Pseudococcidae
Exons: 9
Coding region: 116-1270 (384 amino acids)
Biological process (GO): proteolysis
Molecular function (GO): aspartic-type endopeptidase activity
Source: RefSeq, a predicted model, not a curated record